This is a messenger RNA of Physella acuta, 1733 nucleotides long. RefSeq lists its product as uncharacterized. NCBI's taxonomy places the organism in Eukaryota, Metazoa, Mollusca, Gastropoda, Physidae. The record is from RefSeq and is a predicted model, not a curated record.
ACAACUACAAUAAACAAAUUACACUUCAAUGGAUGAACAAGCACUUAGUUUGAGAUAUUUUUAUGCAAAUUUAGUUGGGGAUAAAGUAAAAAUGAUGCAGUGGCUAAUGGACUCCGGUAUUUUGGCCAAGAGAUAUAUAUGUCCUAAAUGUGGAAGAGAUAUGAAGUUGGCUCAAAAGCAAGAUAAACAUGAUGGGGUAGCUUGGAAAUGUAAAAUACAAAGUGGUCCACUGGUUGGUUUUCAUAGUGUACAAAGAACUGUCAGAAAAGGGACAUGGUUUGAAACAAGUCAUCUUUCUUUUGAUAAAAUAGUAAUAUUAACCUUUAUGUGGAUUACCCAAUGGAACUAUGAGAGUAUUAGUGAAGAAUUAGAAGCCAGUGGCACAACUGUUUCUGAUUGGACAAGUUAUUGUAGAAAUGUGUGUUUUGAACUAUGUGUUAACGAAAGUGAAGUAUUAGGAGGACCUGGAGUUAUUGUAGAGUUUUACGAAAGUGUAUUUGUACAAUUAAAAUUACCUAGAGAAAAGAAAAGAGAGGAAGAGUGGGUGUUUAGUGGAAUAGAACCAGCAACUGCUAAGUUUUUCAUCUGUGUAGUGCCCCGGUGCAGUAAGAAUGCCUUAGUAAAGGUUAUAAAAGAAUGGAUAAAACCUGGAACAAUUGUCCUUAGUGAUUGCUGGAACACAUAUGAUUUUUUUGAGGAUGAUGAGUUUUCUGAGCUAAGAGAAAAUAGCUCUAUUGAAUUUAACAGUCUGUCCGAAUCAGAGUCAGAUACUUUAGAAUCUAACAGCCAAUCACAGUGGAAUGAAAUUAAAAAAAGCCUUAGCUCUCCUCAGUUUAAUAUCCACUUUUUUGAAUACAUAUGGAGACAAAAGCACAAAAAUGACCCGUGUAUGUUCAUGUCUUUCAUGAAUGGUGUUACAAAUGUUUUUCCACCUCAGUGCCAAGAUGUACCUUUCCCUGGCAACCAAGUAUUAUCCACAUAGAGAUGAAAUAUUUUUGCUAACAUCUUCUGCCCCCUUUUAUGCUUUCUUCUUAGUCUCAUCAAAUUAGGUAGUUUGAAUUAAGUUUUUUUAUACCGUCCCUGGAAACUGGAUAAUUCACAAACAUUUUUUUGCUUUUCGAUAAGUUUGUGUGAUUCCUUAUCAAAUUUUAUAAAUCCUAAAAUCAUUUGGGUUACAAAUUAACGGAAAUGUUAAUCAAAACAGGUGCUAUGACAUUGGCAAUUACCCCACUUCACAUGGUACAGUGGAUGAAGCUUAAAUUUUACAAUGUACUUGCAAUUUUUUAUAUUAUAAAACUGAACUGAGUCAUUGACUUUUUCCAAGACAGCAUCUGACAAAUUUAAAUACAAUGUCCAUCAAAUAAAUGCUACUUGUUGGGGCUGAUUUAAUUUCUUCAAAAAUGAUUUUUUCUUGUGUCAUUAAUAUUAUUUAUUAUGCAUUGGUUAACCUUUCAUUUCUGUGUUGUUUCUUUAAUCUGGAAAAGGUAAAAAUUGUAACAGUUAAAAUUCAAGAAUGUUGUUGCUUAUUAUUAUGGUCUGUAACUACUAAAAGAACAAAAAUAAAUCUCCAAGCUAUUCCACUGACCGUAUUCUACCAAUAAUUUAAUCAAAUUAGUUCUAUCAGAUAAGUGAAUAUACACAUUUUAAUAUUGUGCAUAUUAUAUAGAUCUAGCAUUGGUUUAUUUAAAUAGUAGUUUUUAUAGGCGUAUUUGAAUAGCAUUGUUAUAGUUAUA